Chrysochloris asiatica (Cape golden mole) is the source of this 2088-nucleotide messenger RNA. It is a transcript of the gene ZBTB24, whose product is annotated as zinc finger and BTB domain containing 24. The transcript has 5 exons. Gene Ontology annotation, biological process: regulation of transcription by RNA polymerase II. The coding region runs from base 25 to 2088 and encodes 687 amino acids. NCBI's taxonomy places the organism in Eukaryota, Metazoa, Chordata, Mammalia, Afrosoricida, Chrysochloridae. The record is from RefSeq and is a predicted model, not a curated record. Gene Ontology annotation, cellular component: nucleus. Gene Ontology annotation, molecular function: protein binding; DNA-binding transcription factor activity, RNA polymerase II-specific; RNA polymerase II cis-regulatory region sequence-specific DNA binding.
UUUAAGCCUUAACUUACAAAGAUAAUGGCAGAAACAUCAGCAGAGCAGAUUUCUGGUCACCUUGUGAUUCACUCAGAUACUCACGGUGACUCCAUCCUGGCCAGUUUUCAGGAUCAGAGGAAGAAAGGCUUUCUCUGCGACAUCACCUUAAUUGUGGAAAAUGUGCAUUUCCGGGCCCACAAAGCCUUACUUGCUGCCAGUAGCGAAUACUUCUCAGUGAUGUUUGCUGAAGAGGGGGAGAUCGGCCAGUCCAUAUAUAUGCUGGAAGGCAUGGUUGCUGAUACCUUUAGUGUCCUGCUGGAGUUCAUCUACACAGGGUAUCUCCGUGCCAAUGAGAAAACUGCAGAACAAAUCCUAGCAACUGCUCAGUUCUUAAAAGUCUCUGACCUGGUAAAGGCUUAUACAGACUUUCAAAAUAACCAUAGCUCCCCAAAGCCAGCAACUCUGAACACUGCUGGUGCUCCAGUGGUGGUAAUUUCUAACAGGAAAAAUGAUCCACCCAAGCGGAAACGAGGAAGACCAAGAAAAGUCAAUAGUUCACAGGAGGGGAACUCAGGACUGGCUGCUGAGGAAGAAAUACAGCUCAGAGUGAACAAUUCUGUUCAAAAUAGACAAAAUUUUAUGGUUAAAGAAGGAGAUUUUGGUGUAGUGGACCAACAGGUUCCAGCGAAAGAAAUGGAAGUGCCUCAGCCUACUUGUGAGUCAGGUGAUGGGGAAGAAAUGCCGGCUGAAAAAGAUGAGAACUGUGAUCCCAAGACCCAGGAUGGGCAGGACAACCAGAGUCGGUAUAGCAAGCGGAGGAUUCGCAGAUCUGUCAAACUCAAAGAUUACAAACUCGUUGGGGAUGAAGACGAUCAGGGUUCUGCCAAAAGGGUCUGUGGAAGGAGAAAACGUGCUGGCUCUGAGGCCCGCUGUAAAGAUUGUGGCAAAGUCUUUAAGUACAAUCACUUUUUAGCAAUCCACCAGAGGAGCCACACUGGGGAGCGACCUUUCAAAUGCAAUGAGUGUGGAAAAGGCUUUGCUCAGAAGCACUCCCUGCAGGUCCACACCAGGAUGCAUACUGGCGAGCGGCCGUACACCUGCACUGUCUGCAGCAAGGCUCUGACCACCAAGCACUCGCUGUUGGAGCACAUGAGUCUGCACUCAGGACAGAAGUCCUUUACCUGUGAUCAAUGUGGAAAGUACUUCAGCCAGAAAAGACAACUAAAGAGCCACUACCGGGUCCAUACAGGCCACUCGUUACCGGAGUGCAACCACUGUCAUCGCAAAUUCAUGGAUGUGUCUCAGCUAAAGAAACACCUACGCACACACACAGGUAAAUACCAUCUCUUCGUCCCUUUCCUGUACACUGUGUUUUCCAGAGAAGGAGAAAAGCCAUACUCUUGUGGCAUAUGUGGCAAAUCCUUCUCAGACUCCAGUGCCAAGAGGAGACAUUGCAUUUUGCACACAGGCAAAAAGCCUUUCUCCUGCCCUGAAUGUAAUUUGCAGUUUGCUCGCUUAGACAACUUGAAAGCUCACUUGAAAAUCCACAGCAAAGAGAAACCCGCGGUGGAUGCCAGCAGCAUCUCUGGCAGUAAUGGCACGGAAGAGGUCAGGAACAUUCUCCAGCUGCAGCCAUAUCAACUCUCUACCCCCGGAGAGCAGGAAAUUCAGCUUCUCGUAACCGAGUCUGUACACAACAUCAAUUUCAUGCCUGGUCCUAGCCAGGGAAUCAGCAUCGUCACAGCGGAGAGUUCCCAGAACCUGACCACAGACGAAGCUGCUAACCUCACCCUGCUGACGCAGCAGCCGGAGCAACUGCAGAAUUUGAUUCUUUCAGCGCAGCAGGAGCAAGCUGAACACAUUCAGAGCCUCAGUAUGAUUGAAAGUCAGAUGGAACCCUCCCAGCCCGAGCCAGUGCAUGUAAUCACACUCUCCAAGGAAACCUUGGAACAUCUUCACGCCCAUCAAGAGCAAACAGGGGAGCUCCAUUUAGCAACCAGUACUUCAGAUUCAGCUCAGCACCUGCAGCUGACACAGGAGCCUGGGCCGCUGCCACCCACCCAUCACGCGCCCCAGCCCACACAGCUUAACCAGGAGCACAGCUGA